GAUAGAUAGAUAUAGAAGAUAGAUAGAUAGAUAUCUCUUUUCUUCUCUUUCAAUCAAAGUUGAUGUCAUUUUGAAAAUUACAAUUAAUAUGAUUUGUUUAUAUAUAUAAUUAAUUGAAAAAUAUUGAAUACAAAAUAAAAAAAAUAUAGAAAAAUACAGAAUUAAUUAAACCAGAACCGAAACUUCAUAAAACACGUUUGGAAAUUGUGGGGAGAGGAAAGAUAAUGGAUGCGAGGAAUUCCAUUGUCGAAUGUUAAUACGGUGACUAAUAAAUAACAAAAUUAACAGUCAAAUUAGUGAUAAUUAAUCCACCGACAGCAUAUCUAAUAUAUAUUCAAGAAGUGGCAAUGAUCUUUCCAUCACACCACUACCUGUCCAUGUUCUCUUUGCAUUUUCUUCUUCUUUAUUCCCCUCCAUUUUUAAUGCCACUUCACCGGAAUAUCUUUGCAAGAACACACCCUUAAUACAAAAGAAAAAAUAUAUGGUUUAGGGUAGUGUAUGUUGGCGUAAGAUAACUCUAUCGUGGUUCAAUCGAGUUUUGCUGUUUAGGUGAUGAAUUAAUCAGAAUUCAGGCAUGAUACUAUACAUUAACUUUUACUGGUGAACCUCAAUCCCUAACUCUCUACCAUAAAUCAGUAAAUUCAUCGAAUUUAAAAAAUAUUAACCCUACUAUUCUAAUUCGUCCAAAUAUAUCAAAAUACAAAUAAUAGAUAUGAACACACAUUAAUAUCAUAGAUCAUACGUAUGCUAGCGUUUGCCUAGAAAUAUAUGCUAAAAGCAAUGAUGACUAAAGACGGUUCAAUGGAAUUUGUAAGUUGUAUCCUAAAUUUUCCUUUAACUGCACACACGAAUGAAACUCAAAUAAUUAUUUUUAGCAAAAGAACUAAUUUGCUUUGCUUUCCAACAAGUGUUACACAUCUCCUAUCUAUUUAAAUUUAUCGAUCAAUAUUUUUUCGUGCUCUUAACAAUGAUAGUCUUUUUCGACGCACUGUACACCGUUCCAUCACACUAAAUAUGUACCACACAAUACCAACUUGUACAGUUGUACCAUCACCAUUCACCAAUAUAUGAAUCGGACACAUAGUCUUCAACUCUCACUAUGAAUAUACGUAUAAGGGCAUAUGUAGGGUGCCAAUGCACAAGAGAAGUGGAUGGCGAUGAAACCCUAUGAAUUAACUCGUAUAGAUCACUAAGGCCGACGUUCGUUCCUGCUCGAUGGGUGGGUCUUGCAAGUGUUGGUGGUUAAUUAGAAUAACCUUUUGUUUGUGCUCACAACCUUUGUGUGUUUGGUCAAUUGUGGUAGUCUUAUUGCUUGUAGUGUGUUUGGUUAAACCGAAAUAUUCUUCUUCGACAUUGUGGUGGCCACCUUAGAUCUCCAAACUUGAAUAUAUAGUUUAAGGUAAAACCAUUUUUGUUAGGUGAAAAUGACCCAUGGUCCAAAUGGAAACCCUACGUUCCACCAUAUAAAUCUACCAUUUUAAAACCCCUAUAUAUCCUCAACAACAAUGUAUAAAUCAAUUCCUUAUUGUUAAAAGAUGGAUGCUAUAAUUGAACUUUUGUUGAAAAUAAUAAUUUUUAUUGACAUAAAAAAAGAAAUUUGUCGUGUUGACGUCUGAUUAUGUUUUCAUGAAAUGUUAUGAAGCUUAUAAUUUUCCAAUUUUAUCAAAGCUACUAAUGACCAAGUUUGACUGCGUUGAAGUUUAGAAAAAGUUCAUCUUGAACUUUCUUCGUUGUACUCAAAAUCUUUGGUGCUCAUCUGAUGUUCUCUAAUUGCAACUAGUAGUUUUUAAGAGUCGAUGCAGUUUUAAAAUAUUGUAUGAUUUUUUUAAUUUUUAGUACUAUUUAUGGUAAUAGAGUCAUCUUAUAUUGAAUGAAUUAUAUAAAAUGCAUGAUUAAUGAAUAUAGAGGCGCAAGUAAUUUAAAACGUAAAUUUCGACCAUCUACAAAAAAAUACAUACGCGAAUAUAUAAACUAAAACAUACGUGAAUACAUAUUUUUUAUCUAUUAAACUAAAUUAGUACAAUGAAUACCUAAAAAUCUGAUAAGUUGCCGUGCGAACGUGAAAUAUUAGAAAGAUACGAUAAACAUUUAAUUAAUUAUUAGCAUAUGGAUCGAUUAAUAACUAUUUUAAAUUAAUUACAAGAGAAUUAAUAUGUAAGACCAAAAAGGGGGGAAAAGGGUAGAAAAGAAAAAGAAAGGGGAACGGAAAACGGACAGAAAGCAAAUCGGCAGUUGCGGUUGCAAGGUCGCGCGUCGGCUUCUUCUUCUUCUUCUCCUUCCUCCCGCGCUGGAAUUGCCAUUUGCCAAAGACCAACAACAAAAGAAAAAACAAGUCGCUUUCUUUUCCUUUUCCUUUUUCUUAUUCUUCUUCUUCUUAUUAUUAUGUCAUUCUCCAACCUAUCCUUCUCUGACAUUCCACCUCUGCUCUGCUGCAAUAAAAACUAGUUUGCCCUUCUCUUCAUUUCAUUUUCUUCCCUUCAUAUUAUUCGGAGAAAAAUUGAUUACCCAUUUUCCUGGCCAUUGUAUUUUAGUUAAUUGACCUCUUCAAUUCAAUAUCCCUGCUGUGCUGCUCUGUGCUGUCUUCCCGCAUUCUUUUUAUCUUCUUCCUCGCGUCAGUCUUUUCUGUGUUUACAGACAAGAGGGAAACCCUCCUUUUUCCCUUUCAUCUUCUGUUUUAUCCAUCUCCAAACCCUCCUUGUUGUCUACCGUUUUCUCCACUCUAAAAAAAGAAUGGAAAGCCUGCAACUUUUUGGUGCCUCUUUCGCAUGAGCUGACCAUCUCGUCAUCUCUCCUCUUGUUUAUCUGUCAACUAUUUUGGGGAUCUUAUUUCUUCUUCUUUCGUCCUUCUCCCAUGGCGGUUGCUGGUUCUUAAGGUAUUCUUUCUGAAUCCCUCUUUCCCAUUUCUUAUGGUCUCUUCAUUUCGUUAUGCUUUCUUUUCUGUUUCCAUUUCUGGGUCAAGGUUAUAUUAGCUCCAGCGCUUUGGGGGGGUUUCAAUUUAAUUUUCUGCGGAGUUGGUGGUGGCCGGCCGAUUUAAUGUAUGGGUCUUCCUCCAUUUGAAUGAUUAUGGAGUAAGGAUCCAGUUUGCUGUGCUUUUUCUUUGAGUGUCGUUGUUUGGUUGGUGGACGAACAUGGUAAAGUUUCAAUUGCAUGAUUAAAUGAGCUCAACGGAUAAAAAGUAAUUAGCUUUUGUUGUUUCGAUAAAGCAAGUGAUCUAGUUGAACUCCGUUGUUUGCUAUUUUGGUAACUUCUGCUUGUUCUUUCCUAGUUUUGACCUUUUCCCAGGAUUUUGGUAUGCAUUCCUUUUGGAUUGGAUCUGCAGUCUGCUGUCAACAAUGCUUUCCCUCAACUGAAAUGGUUUCUUUCUUGGUGUGCAUUUGCUCAUUAUUAGGAAGGAGAGUGUGAUUUGAGAUGCCUGGAAUUGUGAUGGAAGGAGCUAAGGAAGAAGCUGAAGUAGUAGCCACUGAAAUGAAUGGAAGCUUUGCUCCAGGCAAGGAAGCCCCAGUUUCAAACCAGUCUCCUACAAACAGUGGUGGUAGAUCCAGCCCUCACACCACAGGCAUAGUAGAUAGCACUGUCCAUGAAGAGGGUAAUAAUGCUGCACAUGAUAGUGUCAUUGAUGGUGCUCAUGAUGAGAGGGUAGUUGAUACCUCAAUUGAGCAGCUAUAUGAGAAUGUAUGUGAUAUGCAGAGCUCGGAUCAAUCACCUUCCAGGCGCAGCUUCGGAUCCGAUGGUGAUGAAUCCAGGAUUGAUUCGGAGUUGCGCCAUCUGGUAGGGGGCGAGAUGAAGGAGAUCGAGAUUAUGGAAGAAGAGGAGGAAGAAGAAGAGGUAAAUACUAAACUACCUGAGUUAGAUAACUCUUCACCUCAUAAGGAGACUUCAUCUGCUGAAGUUGAGAAGAAGUCUGUUUCAUCUAGCGAUUCCAAGAACCCUACUAGUAACUUGGCAUUCGAGUCACCAUUGAGCCCUAAGGAGAAACCUCUUCUAGAUAGACCACCGAUGGAGAAAAAGAGUGGGAAGAAGAAGAAAACAGUACCUGCUAUGGCUUUAAGGAAGAGGAAUAAGUCUGUAGGCGUCGCCAGCAAGGGACCUUCUGAUUCGGGUCAGGAUAAUAAUCCGGAUCUUGGGCGGUUUCUUCUGAAACAAGCAAAGGAUUUGGUCUCUUCGGGGGACAAUAGUAACUACAACCCCCAGAAGGCACUCGAUUUAGCACUUAGAUCCGUCAAAGCAUUCGAAGCCUGCACCAAUGGCAAACCUAGCUUGGAAUUGGUCAUGUCGCUCCAUGUUGCAGCUGCAAUCUACUGCAGCACGGGACAGUACAACGAAGCUAUCCCACUUCUCGAACAGUCCAUCGACAUUAUUCCAGCCAUCACAAAGGGCCACCAAGAAGAACACGCUCUCGCCAAGUUUGCCGGUUACAUGCAAUUGGGUGACACUUAUGCAAUGCUGGGCCAGCUGGAGAACUCCACAAAGUGUUAUUCCACCGGGCUCGACAUCCAGAAGCAAGUUCUGGGCGAGAAUGAUCCUCGAGUUGGGGAAACUUGCAGGUACUUAGCUGAGGCCCAUGUUCAGGCAUUGCAGUUUGACGAGGCGCAGAAGCUAUGUCAGCUGGCGCUCGACAUUCACCGGGAGAAUGGAGCUCCAGCUUCCCUUGAGGAAGCAGCUGAUCGAAGGCUGAUGGGACUGAUCUGUGAGACGAAAGGAGAUCAUGAGUCGGCUCUUGAGCAUCUCGUGUUGGCCAGCAUGGCAAUGGUGGCUAAUGGUCAGGAAGGGGAGGUGGCUGGGGUUGAUUGCAGCAUUGGCGAUGCCUACUUGUCGUUGACUCGAUAUGAUGAGGCAAUCUUUGCAUAUCAGAAGGCUCUCACUUCGUUGAAGACUAAGAAGGGAGAGAAUCAUCCUGCUGUUGGGUCGGUUUUCGUGAGAUUGGCUGAUUUGUAUAAUAAGACUGGGAAGCUGAAGGAAGCAAGAUCAUACUGCGAGAAUGCUUUACGUAUUUACGAGAAGCCUGCCCCAGGGAUCCCUCCCGAGGAGAUUGCGACCGGUUUGACCGACAUUUCUGCCAUUUAUGAGUCGAUGAACGAGCUCGAGCAGGCGAUCAAACUGCUGGAGAAAGCAUUAAAGAUUUACAGUGAUGCUCCCGGCCAACAGAGCACGAUGGCUGGAAUUGAGGCUCAAAUGGGAGUGAUCUACUACAUGAUGGGGAAUUACUCCGAAUCAUACGAUUCGUUUAAGAGUGCAGUUGCCAAAUUGAGGGCUAGCGGAGAGAGGAAGUCGGCCUUCUUUGGGAUUGCCCUGAACCAGAUGGGUCUUGCUUGUGUUCAGCGGUUUGCUAUAAACGAAGCUGUAGAACUUUUCGAGGAAGCUAAGGAUGUUUUGGAACAUGAAUGCGGACCUGAGCAUCCUGACACUCUUGGUGUCUACAGCAAUCUUGCUGGCACCUAUGAUGCCAUGGGGAGGCUGGAAGACGCGAUCAAGAUCUUGGAGUACGUUGUGCAAGUGCGGGAGGAUAAGCUCGGGACAGCGAAUCCAGAUGUGGCUGAUGAGAAGAAGAGGUUGGGAGAGUUGCUGAAGGAAGCAGGGAGAGUUCGGACCCGGAAAGCGAGGUCUCUGGAGAACCUUCUUGAUAACAAUGCUGCAAACACUUCUUCUCACAAUACAACAAACAAAGAUGUGAUUACAGUAGUGUAAUGUGGGUUUGUCAUAUACAGAAAGAAAAGAUCUGCACACGAGAUUUCAAAAGCUAUAGGAUGUAAUAUGUAAGAAGGAAAAGUGAUUGAAAAGAAGUGAAGAAAUGGUUUGGAUUUUGGGAUCUGUUAUUUUUUUAAUGUCUCUUAUCUGGUUUUUCUACCCUUUAGCCUUCUUUUGUUACUUAUCAAGGGUUGAUUCCUCUUUUGUAUAAGUUAAAUUGCUUGCUGUAUAAAUUAUUUGAUGUAAAUCUGGAUCUAAAGUUAAAGUGAUUACAUGUACUCAUUUUGAUUCUUCAAUGAAGUAAAUGUUCUAUU
This is a messenger RNA of Linum trigynum, 5999 nucleotides long. The record is from the annotation of a GenBank genome assembly. NCBI's taxonomy places the organism in Eukaryota, Viridiplantae, Streptophyta, Magnoliopsida, Malpighiales, Linaceae.